AUGCCGGACACACAACAUAACAUCGCCGUCCUAAUCUCAGGCAACGGCUCCAACCUGCAAGCCCUCAUCGACGCCGCCAACACCCCUUCCCUCCCCAACACCCGCAUAACCCAUGUAAUCUCAAACCGCAAAGCCGCCUACGGCCUCGAGCGCGCCGCCCGCGCCUCAAUACCAACAACAUACCACAACCUGCUCCCCUACAAAAAAUCCCACCCGGAAUCCGUAGACGCCGCGCGCGCCGCCUAUGACGCCGACCUCGCCUCCCUAAUCCUCGCCCUCACCCCGCGCCCCGACUUGCUCGUCUGCGCCGGCUGGAUGCACAUCGUAACGCCCUCGUUCCUGACGCCCAUCGCCGCCGCGGGGAUCAAAAUCAUAAACCUGCACCCGGCGCUGCCGGGGGAAUUUGCGGGCGCGGGCGCGAUCGAGCGCGCGUGGAGGGCGGGGAGGGAAGAAGGGUUGAAGCGCACGGGGGUUAUGAUUCAUGAGGUUAUUGCCGAGGUGGAUGCGGGCGAGGCGAUUGUGACGAAGGAGGUGGAGCUGCGGGAGGGGGAGGGGUUGGAGGAGUUGGAGGGGGAGGAUGCAUGA
Molecule: messenger RNA, 585 nt
Organism: Parastagonospora nodorum SN15
Lineage: Eukaryota; Fungi; Ascomycota; Dothideomycetes; Pleosporales; Phaeosphaeriaceae
Exons: 2
Coding region: 1-585 (194 amino acids)
Biological process (GO): 'de novo' IMP biosynthetic process
Cellular component (GO): cytoplasm
Molecular function (GO): phosphoribosylglycinamide formyltransferase activity
Source: RefSeq, a predicted model, not a curated record